Molecule: messenger RNA, 1198 nt
Organism: Humulus lupulus (European hop)
Lineage: Eukaryota; Viridiplantae; Streptophyta; Magnoliopsida; Rosales; Cannabaceae
Product: tRNA (guanine-N(7)-)-methyltransferase
Exons: 2
Coding region: 197-955 (252 amino acids)
Biological process (GO): RNA (guanine-N7)-methylation; tRNA methylation
Cellular component (GO): tRNA methyltransferase complex
Molecular function (GO): tRNA (guanine(46)-N7)-methyltransferase activity
Source: RefSeq, a predicted model, not a curated record
UUAUAAUUAUCCAAAAAAAAGCCAGAAUCUUGGUCCUGAGAAAAAGAAGUUCUACGGCCCUAUAUCAUAUGGACUAAUACAAUUCAUUCUCAAUUUUGCAUCUCUCUCUGCCGCCGCUCCAGUUGGGUCCUCCGGCCAACCCGCUUCACCGUUCUCUACCCUUCAUCUCUCUAUCAGUUGUAAAAAGAAGAUAAUUAUGUCGGAAAAUGGGACAAACUCAACUCUUAGCAAGUCAACCGGCCUGCCCCGGAAGCGUUUUUACCGAGCUAGAGCCCACAGCAACCCUCUGAGUGACUCUCACUUUCCCAUUCCAAUCUCCCCGACUAAUGUUGAUUAUUCCACUCACUAUCCCCAAUUAUUUCCUUCAUCAGAACGGAAGGAAGGGUCUAAGAAUAUCGAGUUUGCAGACAUUGGUUGUGGUUUUGGAGGCCUUCUAAUCAGCCUUUCAACUCUUUUCCCUGAGACAUUGAUGAUUGGAAUGGAGCUAAGGGAUAAGGUGACUGAGUAUGUCAAAGAAAGGAUUGUAGCUUUAAGGGGUGCAAAUCCAGGUCAAUACCAAAAUGUAUCAGUGGUUCGGACAAAUUCCAUGAAAUACAUUCCGAAUUACUUUGAGAAAGGGCAGCUUUUAAAGAUGUUUUUCCUAUUUCCUGAUCCUCACUUCAAAGAGAAGAAUCAUCGGCGUCGGGUGAUCAGUCCACACUUGUUAGAUGAGUAUGCUUAUGUUCUACAAGUUGGCGGGGUCAUAUACACUAUCACCGAUGUGGAAGAACUUGGAGACUGGAUGAAGACUUGCUUAGAGAAUCACCCUUUGUUUGAAGCUCUCACAAAUGAAGAGCUUGAAGCUGACCCGGUCAUCAAGCUCUUGAGUUCUGCAACCGAGGAAGGACAAAAGGUUGCUAGAAAUGGGGGGCAGACUUUCGAAGCUGUUUUCAGACGCAUUGCAACAUCUUUGUGAGUUUUCUGUUUUUUUUAGUCGAUUUUUGGAUGAUUGGCGGCAGAUUUUGGUUUUGUUAGUUUAUCAUCAAAUUAUAAAAUCAGGAAAAACAGCCGAGUGUUUGAACAGUUCCAUUAGUUUUCGUGACAUUGAGCUGUAGUGAAUUCAAACUUUCCUUUUCCAGAAAUUGUAUUAAUGCAUUUGAUAGGGACAGAGACUAGCUACGUUAACCACUGGCCUCAACUUUUCACAUGCUUUUUGUGG